Gekko japonicus is the source of this 2781-nucleotide messenger RNA. Its product is annotated as zinc finger protein 345-like. NCBI's taxonomy places the organism in Eukaryota, Metazoa, Chordata, Lepidosauria, Squamata, Gekkonidae. The transcript has 7 exons. The coding region runs from base 1 to 2556 and encodes 851 amino acids. Gene Ontology annotation, molecular function: DNA-binding transcription factor activity; RNA polymerase II cis-regulatory region sequence-specific DNA binding. Gene Ontology annotation, biological process: regulation of transcription by RNA polymerase II. The record is from RefSeq and is a predicted model, not a curated record.
AUGACCAUAAUCCUGGUCCAAAACUUCGUGACUAAGGAUAACUUUCCACACAUGGAGACAACCCAAGGGAAAGGGAAGAGGGUGGAAGAGGAGGACCCAGAAAGACCUGGAAUUGGCAAGAGAUCAAGGAAAGGUCCCUAUCCCAUCCACACAGGUGCUGAAUAUUGGGAAAGAGCUGUGCCAAAGAUAUUGGUUCAGGACACUAUGACCACAGAUGUACACGGCCGAUGCUUCCGGCAGUUCCGGUACCAGGAAGACAGGGGCCCCCGAGAGAUGUCGGGACCAGCAGUGAAGAUGGAAGCGAACUUCUCUGAGGAGGAAGGAUCUCCUUUGGAGGAAGGGAACGGGGCUCAGGCCCAGGAGCGCACCCAAAAUGGCCCCUCACAUGGCAGUGGACAGAUGGUGUUCAGCCAUAGUCUUGGCAGAGUUGUGGAAACAGCUGCUGCACCUCCAGUCCAGUGUACCUUUUCUUUUGACGAUGUGUCUGUCCGUUUCAACACGGAAGAAUGGGCCCUACUGGAUCCAGGCCAAAGAGCUCUCUACAGGGAAGUCAUGCUGGAGAACCAUAGGAGCGUGGCCUUUCUGGAAGGUGAUCAGAGGAAUGAGGAGAAUGAGAAUCUGCAUCAUCUAUCGCUAGAUGAAGUCAAGAAUGAAGACUUGAGAGGAAACUUCAGGAACCAAGGCAAACUUAAGAGGCAGAAAGGAAGCUAUGUAGUCGAGAAGAGGGAUGAGCCCAUUCCUUGCCAAGGUGGGGAUUUCCAUGAAGUAAUUCACUUGGUGGAAGAAACAUACAACUGCUUGGAGUGUGGAAAGAACUUCUCAGAUCAAGCCCAAUAUAAUAUCCAUUUGCGAAUGCACAAUGGAAAGAAGACCCAUCAAGGCCUGGAGUGUGGAAAGAGCUUCCUUUGCAGAGCAGAGCUCCUAAAUAAUCAACAAACAAAUGGAGGAGAGAAACAUUAUACUUGCUCAGAUUGUGGCACGUGUUUGUCACGGAAAUCUGACCUUAUUAAACACCAAAGCAUUCAUUCAGGAGAGAAGCCAUUUAUCUCUUCAGAGAGUGGAGUGACAUCCUCUGAUGAAAGACAGGGAAAUGUACAUUUUCCAAGGAACAUUAUAAUGAAGGCAUGUAAAUGCUUUCAGUGUGGAAAGUAUUUUAAAUACAGAUCACAGCUCCUUGUGCACCAAAGAGCUCACACAGGGGAGAAACCCUUUGAAUGCUCAGAGUGUGGAAAGAAAUUCAAUCAGAGCAGCCACCUUCAAGAACAUCAAAGAUCCCACACAGGGGCAAAACCUUUUGAAUGCUCAGAGUGUGGAAAGAAAUUCAGUAAGAGUAACAAUCUUUUACAGCAUCAAAGAACUCACACUGGGGAGAAACCUUUUGAGUGUUCAGAGUGUGGGAAGAGAUUCAGUGGCACAUGUAGGCUUCGAAAGCACCUACGAGUCCACACAGGGGAGAAACCUUUUGAAUGCUCAGAGUGUGGAAAGAAAUUCAGUAAGAAUAACAGUCUUCUACAGCAUCAAAGAUCUCACACAAGCGAAAAACCUUUUGAAUGCUCAGAAUUUGAAAAGGAAUUCAGUAAGAGUGGCAGUCUCCUUCUACAACAAAGAACCCACACAGGGGAGAAACCUUUUGAAUGCUCAGAGUGUGGAAAGAAAUUCAGUAAGAAUAACAGUCUUCUACAGCAUCAAAGAUCUCACACAAGCGAAAAACCUUUUGAAUGCUCAGAAUUUGAAAAGGAAUUCAGUAAGAGUGGCAGUCUCCUUCUACAACAAAGAACCCACACAGGGGAGAAACCUUUUGAAUGCUUAGAAUGUGGAAAGAGAUUCAGUAAGAGUGGCAGUCUCCUAUUACAUCAAAGAACCCACACAGGGGAGAAACCUUUUGAAUGCUUAGAAUGUGGAAAGAGAUUCAGUAAGAGUGGCAGUCUCCUAUUACAUCAAAGAACCCACACAGGGGAGAGACCCUUUGAGUGUUCAGAAUGUGGAAAGAGGUUCAGUCGGAGCAGCCAUCUUCAGAGCCAUUUAAGAACCCACACCGGGGAGAAACCUUUUGCAUGCUCAGAAUGCGGAAAAAGAUUCAGUCAGAGUGGCGAUCUCUUACUGCAUCAAAGAACCCACACAGGGGAGAGACCCUUUGAGUGUUCAGAAUGUGGAAAGAGAUUCAGUAAGAAUGGCCAUCUUCAACGUCAUCAAAGAAUCCACACAGGGGAGAAACCCUUUGAAUGUUCAGAGUGUGGAAAGAGAUUCAAUCAGAGCAGCCAUCUUCGCAACCAUUUAAUAACCCACACUGGUGAGAAACCUUUUGAAUGCUCAGAGUGUGGAAAGAAAUUCAGUCAGCUUGGUAAUCUUCAACAACAUCAAAAAGCCCACACAGGAGAAAUCAUCAUCGAGUGCUUAGAGUGUGAAAAGAGAUUCAGUCAGAGUGGUGAUCUCGUACUGCAUCAAAGAACCCACACAGGGGAGAAACCUUUUGAAUGCUCAGAAUGUGGAAAGAGGUUAUGUCAGUUGGACAAUCUUCAGCUGCAUCAGAGAAUCCACAUGGGAGAAACCUUUUGAAUGCUCAGAGUCUGGAAGCGCCUCCAACCUGAGCAUUACUUUUCAACACCAUCUAAGAACCCACAACAAGGAAAAAAUCUUUUGAAUGCACAAAGUGAGAAAAGAAACCAGUUCAGAGAUGUGAUCUUCAAAACAUCUAUGAACGCACACAUGGAGAAGCCUUCUGAAUGCUCAGAGUCUGAGAAGAGAUUCAGUUAGCCUGGCCAUCUUCAGCAGCAUCAAAGA